Molecule: messenger RNA, 1479 nt
Organism: Dendrobium catenatum
Lineage: Eukaryota; Viridiplantae; Streptophyta; Magnoliopsida; Asparagales; Orchidaceae
Product: limonoid UDP-glucosyltransferase-like
Exons: 2
Molecular function (GO): UDP-glycosyltransferase activity
Source: RefSeq, a predicted model, not a curated record
AUGGGAGAAGCUUCCCCUCUCCUCCACUUUCUCUUUGUCUCCUUCCCCGGCCAAGGCCACCUCAACCCUCUCCUCCGCUUAGCCAAACGCGUCGCUUCCAAGGGCCCCCUCGUCACCUUCUCCACCACCCUCGAUCUAGGCAACCGCAUCUCCGCCGCCUCUGCGGACGCCGAAAGCGAUUCGGACUUGAUCCCAGUCGGCCGCGGCCUUCUCCGGUUUGAGUUUUUUGACGACGGGACCGACCCGACUGACCCGCAUCGCGACGACCUCGACAACCUCAUGGCCCGACUGGAAUCCAACGGCCCACCCGCACUAACUAAUCUCAUCAACCGCCAAACCGACGCGGGUCGACCAGUCUCCUGCCUCAUCAACAACCCGUUUCUUCCAUGGGCUCUCAACGUCGCCGAAGAUCUCGGAAUUCCCAGCGCCGUUUUAUGGGUUCAGUCCUGCGCAGUAUUCUCUACUUACUACCAUUUUCACCACAAGCUCGCCGAUUUCCCAACCGAAGAAAACCCGGACCGGACGGUGAAUCUCCCGGGCCUCCCACCCAUGCGGCCCGAAGACCUGCCCACAUUCCUUCUCCCUUCCAAUCCUUACAAACCUCUCACAAACGUGAUCCUCGCCCAGUUCAAGAACAUUUUAAAGGCCCGAUGGGUUUUUGCUAAUUCAUUCGAGGAACUGGAGAGAGAUGCUUUUGAUGCUAUUGCAGGCAGAUUGCAAAUACCCGUCAUACCAGUGGGCCCACUUGUCGAAGCCGGUGAGCCGCAGGAGAAGAUUAAGGCCGAUAUGUGGAAGCCGGAGGAUCGCUGUAUUGAAUGGCUUGAUAAACAGGAGAAGAGAUCUGUUGUCUACGUCUCGGCGGGGAGUAUAGUAAUGUUAAAUUCCUCCGAGAUGCAAGAGCUUGCUUUUGGACUUCGGAACUCCGGCCGGCCUUUUCUAAAGUGAAAUUUAGUUAGGGAGAACCUCCGAGAACUGCUUCCAAAGGGUUUCAAGGAAGAGAUAGAAGCAGAAGGCAAAAGCAUUCUCGUGGAGUGGAGCCCACAAGAGAAAGUCUUGGCCCACAAAUCCCUAGCUUGCUUCGUCACCCACUGCGGCUGGAACUCUACCCUAGAACUCAUCGCCGCCGGCGUCCCUGCCAUCGCCUUCCCCCAGUGGGGAGACCAAGUCCCCGACGCCAAGUUCCUCUGCGAUGUCCACGGAAUCGGCGUCCGCAUUCCUACUCCGGCAGCACGUGCCGAGAUCGUGCGAUGCCUCACCGCCGCCACCGACGGACCAGACGCCGAGGCGAUGCUGUUGCGCGCUAAAGAGUGGAAAGAGAUAGCUCGGGCCGCCGUCACCUCCGGUGGAUCAUCAGACCGUAACAUUGAAAGGUUUGUUGAUGAUGUGAGAAAAUGGGUGGCGAACGGCGGCGGCGGGGUGGUCGAUUCGGUCGCCGGAGUUUGUCGGGUGAUUCAGGGGUCUUGCGCCGUAGCCACGUAA